CAGCCCAUAAUCCUCCCGACCUACAUACGGCACCACAGAAGAAGAAGGAGGACACCAUGACGUCUCUGGCCCACCAGCUGAAGCGGCUGGCUCUGCCGCAGAGCGACGGCGACCUGCUGACCCGCAGAGAUGUGGCCUCCGUGCUCUUCGACCCCAAAGACGCCGCCGCCAUGGACCGGAGCACCUUCUACGCCCUCGGCUGCACCGGGCUGGAGGAGCUGCUGGGAAUCGAACCGGCCUUCCUGGAGUUCCAGGACACGCUGUUCAGCCCGGCCUCGGUGACGCUGGAGCGCAGCGUCCAGUCCCGGGAGGUCAACGACAAGCUGGACGCCGGGAUCUCGCUGUUCCUGACCCGGCUCUGCCCCUACUUCCUGCUCAAGCCCGCCCUCAAGUGCCUGGAGUGGCUGGUGCACCGGUUCCACGUGCACCUGUACAACGUGGACAGCCUGCUGGCCUGCUCGCUGCCGUACCACGACACCAACGUGUUCGUCAGAGUUCUGCAGCUGCUGAAGAUCCGGGACGGAACCAACCGCUGGAACUGGCUCCACAGUCUGCAGAAACCCGGCGUGCCUCUCUCCAGGGCGGUUCUGGUCGUCCACUGCUACUCCGACCUGAGCUUCAUGGACUUCAUCUGCAGCAUGGUGACCCGCUCCAUCCAGGCGUUCUCCGGACACUCCACCUCCUUCUCUCAGCUGAGGAUCAUCUUCUCUUUCUUCGCCUCCACCAUCGUUGCAGCUCUGGAUUCUGCAGAAAACGUUUCUGACGCCGUCAUCGCCAAACUGCUGCCCUACGUGCAGAAGGGCCUGCGCUCCCCCCUGCCGGACUACCGGGCCGCCGGCUACAUGCUGGUGUGCCAGCUGGCGGUGAAGGUGGUUCUGGAGCCGGAGCUGGUGGAGCGGCUGGCCCUGCAGCUCAGCAAGUCCCUGGUCCGGGACCCGGUUCUGGCCCAGGAGGGGCUGGGCUGCCUCACCGUGCUGCUGCAGAACCAGAGGGACGGAGCCGCCGGCCCCAGAGCGGCGGCCCAGCUGAGCUCGGUACCGGUUCUGUCCUCCACGCUGCGGGUCAUGGCGGUGACCCACGACGUGGGCCCGCUGCUGCGGUACCUGCUGCCCCACCUGGUCCGGGCCGGGUUCUCCUCCGGCCCUGAGCAGGAGAACUGGGCCGUGCUGGAGAACAUCCUGAGCUCCGUCCCGCUGCCCAAGGACCUGGACCGGACCCUGGCCCGGCUGAUCCUGGUGGGGUACCUGGGUCUGACGGACCGGUCCCCCCAGGACCUGGAGGCCCUGGACCCGCUGCUGCUGCCCCUGGUCCGGCUCCUGGAGUCCAGAUAUCCCGGAUCCCUGGACGACGUCCUGGCGGGUCACGUGACCGACCUCAGCGACCCGCAGCAGAAGCGCCUGUUCCAUCACUUCCUGUCUCUGUCCACGGGCGGCGGGAAACACCAGAUCCUGGAGGACUUGGACACGUCGCUGCUGCUCAGCCUGAAACACCCGCGGGCUUCGAUCCGGCGGGCGGCGCUGGACCGGCUGGUGGAGGCGGCACCGUCCGGACAGCAGCUGGGUCUGGACCGGGACUUCCUGAAGGAGGCGGUGGCCGAGCGUCUGCAGGACGACGUCCCGGAGGUGGUUCUGGCCGCGCUCAGGGUUCUGCAGGUGCUGCUGGACGGCGAGGACGGCGUGGACGGCGAGGACUCCGUGUCGUGGCUGCUGUCCCUGCUGCUCAGAGCCGAUGCGUCGGAGCCUCAGCGCUGGCGGCCCGUGCUGGAGGAGACGGUGCGUUCGCUGUCCCACCCCAGGCUGGGAAAGGCGGACGGCGAGCUGCUGCAGAAGACCGGCUGGAGACUCCUGCCCUUCCUGGUGGUCACGUCCACGCAGACGCAGCUGGCCCGGGACCUGGCCCACUCCCCCCUGCUCACCCGACACCCCCUCACCCAAAACUGGGCCCAAGAGCUGGACAAAGUGAUGAAGAGGAGCUCUGAGCCCGACUUCGUCGGGUCGGCCAACCAGCGCCUCGUCUCCACGCUGGCCGGGAACCUGGCCCACAUGGAGCACUUCGCCAAGCGGGAGGCGCUGGAGCAGCUGGCGGGGCUGGUCCAGCAGCGGGGGUCCGGUCUCCGGGACCGGGCCUCCUUCCUGGUCCUGGUCCAGACUCUGCUGCAGAGCCUGACCCAGCUGAGUGAGACGGAGCACCUGCUGACGGCCCAGAGAGUCUACGCCGCCCUGGAGCCCCCCCUGCUGGAGGCCGCCGGGACGCCCCGCACCCAGGAAGCUGAGCCGGCGGUCUCGGUGCCCCCGUCCUUCUCUGAGGCCGUGACGUUGUACCUGCGCCGGUGUGAGAGCCAGACCGGCCCGGUGGACCCCGGGGACCCGGACUACACACGGGUCCUCAUGGCUCUGCUGCAGGACUUCAUCUCCUCACUCAGGUGUCCCAGCACCGCCUUCAGAGGGGAGGCCUGGUGGAACCCGGAGAAGCUGGACUCCAACACCUGCUGCUACCUGGGUCUGCUGGGCCGCGUGUUCGGUCUGGUUCUGGAGGGUUCUGCCGAGGGCCCGGCGUCCCGCGGCUUCAGGGACCUGAUGAAGCUGCUGGUGCAGGUGCACCUCCCCGAACCCGCCUCCGUCUUCAGCUUCCUGUCCCUGCUGUGGGGGUACGGCGGUAACCACGGCGACCAGCUGGACCUGAAGGUGGGCGUGGUCCUGCAGACGCGGGCGCUGUACAUGGGCGGAGCCCUGCUGAGCUCACAGACCCCUGCAGCGCUGGAGAAGCUGACAGCUGCAGAGUCUCCAGUGGUCCCGUCUCUGCUCUGCUGCCUCUCCUCCACCGUGCGGGAGGUCCGACGGGCCGCCCUGGCCGCCCUGGGCAGCCUAUCAGGAGCCAGCGGCUCUCCCUUCCAGCCAAUCACAGAGCGGCUCCUGCAGACGGGGGAGGAGAUCAGCACCGACCCGGCGUACCUGAGCACGGCGCUGGGCGUCCUCCACGACGAGUCUUCGUGCAGCAAGCCGUCGGCGGCGCAGAGGAAGCUGCAGGCGGCGCUGCAGCAGCUGCUGCGCUGCGUCCAGAGCCGCAGCUGCCCGUCGUACAGCAGCGCCGCCCUGCUGGACGCGCUGGGCCUCGUCAGCGGAACGUCCGUCCUGGCGUUGCUGCUGCCGGUCCUGGAGCGGCUGCUGGAGCAGACGGGGCCCGACACGCCGCCACUGCUGCGGGCCGAGACCCGGCUGCUGCGGCUGGUGCUGAGGAAGUACGAGGAGGCGUCGGCGCCGCUGCUGGCGCAGGACCGGACCUGUCUGGACCUGCUGGUCCGAGCGCUGCGGCUGCCGGGCCUGCAGCUGCUGGCGCUGGAGCAGAUCACCAAGCCGUUCUUCUCAGCCAUCGGCGACGACGGCGUCCAGCAGAAGCUUCUGUCCGUGAUGUUCGACCUCCUGGACGGCGCCGGGCCGGCGGCGGCCAACGCCGUGGGCGGCGUCUUCAAAGCGAUCGCCGUGGACGCCCAGCUGGUGGCCAACGAGCUGGCCCCCCCCCAGAAGCCCAGCGUCAGCGUGACGGUCCAGCAGACCCGGCGCAGCAGGAUGAGCCGCAGGAGGCCUCAGGAGGACAGCGGUACCGGUCCAGAGGGCGGUACCGGUCCAGAGGGCGGUACUGGUCCAGACGCUGGUACCGGUCCGGACGGGGACGGCGGGACGGUCCCGUGGCAGAGGGUCACCCUGGUUCUGGAGCUGCUGCAGCACAAGAAGAAGCUGAAGAGAGCCCAGACGCUGGUGCCGGUUCUGUUCUCGCUGCUGGCCAGGAGCCUGGAGCCGCGGGCCGCUCGGCACCACAACAUGGAGUACACCAAGCAGCUGCUGCUCAGCUGUCUGCUCAACAUCUGCACCAGACUGGAGGGGGAGGCAGGGGUCCUGGAUGAGGAGCGGUUCAGCGUGGAGCUGGUGGUCCAGUGCAUCCGGGGGUCCGAGGUUCCGCAGACGCAUCACCAGGCCCUGCUGCUGCUGGGGGCGGCGGCCUCCAUCUUCCCUGAGAAGGUCCUCCACAGCAUCAUGCCCAUCUUCACCUUCAUGGGCGCCAACAUCCUUCGCCUGGACGACUCCUACAGCUUCAGGGUGAUUGACAGGACGGUGCAGACGGUCAUCCCCGCCCUCAUCAAGGCCCAGCCCAGCCCGUCCUCCUCCCAGGUGGUUGCCGUGGCGACCAGGAUCAUGCAGGUCUUCGUGGACGCGCUGCCUCACGUCCCCGACCACCGCCGCCUCGCCCUGCUGACCCGGCUGGUGUCCACGCUGGGCCCCGCCCACUUCCUGUGGGUGAUGCAGCUGCUGCUGCUGCGGCUGCACGCCACGCAGAGCUCCACCCCCACCAGCGACAGGGACGAAGCCCAGGAGCGGAACGCUGAAUUCUGGGUAACGCUGAGCUGCCAGUUCGGCGUGGGCGAGCAGCUCGGCUCGCUGGUGGACGUCCUGAAGUUCCUGCAGCAGCUGCCGGACGACAAGGACGAUGCAAAGCGCCCCGCCGGCCGGCCGGCGGCCCGGAAGAAGCCGGGCGACGUGGAGAAGUUGGACGAGCUGAUCUUCAGCGUGGAGGCUCACAGCAGCAAGGAGCUGCGGCACUUCAAGUUCCUCUGCGUGUCCUUCAUGUCGCAGCUGCUCAAGUCCAGCAGCUUCGUCCAGAAGGUGGCGGACGGAGGCGAGGACGUGGAGGCGUCUCUGCAGCCGCUGCAGCAGAGGCUCCUGGAGGAAGUGCUCCGCUACAUCCACAGCGUGGCGCGCUGCGUGGAGAAGAACGCCGACCAGCCCACCGCCAAGUUCUGGAGAGCCCUGCUGAAGCAGAGCUACGACGUCCUGGACAAGGUGAACGCCCUGCUACCUGCAGACUCCUUCAUCACGGUGAUCCGGGGGCUGAUGGGAAACCAGCUGCCCUCCGUCAGGAGGAAAGCUAUGGAGCUGCUGAACAACAAGCUGCACCACCGCACGCAGUGGGACGAGCAGCAGGUGACGGCGCUGCUGCAGCUGACGGGCGACCUGCUGGCCGUCGUGGGUAAGAGCCCGGCCAACGUGGGCGCGGCGGAGGAGGCGGAGCAGGCCGUGAACCGGCAGACGGCGCUCUACAGCCUGAAGCUGCUCUGCCGCAGCUUCGGCGCCGGCCACCAGGAGGCGUUCCGGCCCGUGCUGCUGCGCGCCGUGGAGGUCGUCGUGGCGACGGAGGAGGACAAGCACGUGCUGGGCAGCGCGCUGCUCUGCAUCGCCGAGGUGGUCGGCGCGCUGAAGGCGCUCGCCAUCCCGCACCUGCCCAGGCUGAUGCCGGCCGUCCUGCACGCGCUCAGUAGCCGGAAGGAGGCGGGGCCCGGAGACGUCUACCUGCUCAGCGCUGUGGCCGCCCUGCAGCGCGUCGCCGAGGCGCUGCCGCACUUCAUCAGCCCCUACCUGCAGGACGUCGCCCUACAGGUGUGUCACCUGACCCACCUGGUCCAGAACUCGUCCUCCUCCUCGUCCUCCCAGCUCCCGGUCCGACUGGCCUCCCUGAGGAAAACCCUGGCCACCCAGCUGCCCCCCAGGGUGCUGCUGCCCACCCUGACCCGCUGCUACAGCAGCAUGGUGGCCGGCAGGAAGGACCAGCUGGGGGCGCUGAUGAGUCUCCUGAAGGAUCAUAUCAACCACAUGGAGAAGGAGACGCUGAACGUUCACCAGUCAGAACUCACCACCUUCUUCCUCAGCGCGCUGGACUACCGCGCUCAGCACGGACAGGUUGAUCUCCCGAGGACGUGGGAGGUCGAGGGCGACGUCAUCGAGUGUCUCAUCGCCAUGGUGAUGAAGCUGUCGGAGGUCACGUUCAGACCGCUCUUCUUCAAGCUGUUCGACUGGAGUAAACCGGAGCAGGUGGACCGGCCGGACCGGCGUCUGACCUUCGUCCGUCUCUGCGACCGCGUGGCCGAGCGGCUCAAGGGAUUGUUCGUGCUGUUCGCCGGGAACCUGGUGCAGCCGUUCUCCGAGGUCCUGAAGCAGACGAGCGGCGCCGACGCAGACGGGCUCUUCGGUGGUUCCGUAGAGUCGUCAUCUCUGCUGCUGCAGCUCGUCCUCGACUGCCUCUGCAAGCUGUUCCUGUACGACACGCAGCGCUUCCUGAGCCGGGACCGGGCCCAGGUCCUGCUGGGCCCGCUGGUGGAGCAGCUGGAGAACCGGCUGGGCGGAGAGCAGCGGUACCGGGACCGGGUCACCCACAACCUGGUUCCCUGUCUGGGCCAGUUCUCGGCGGCGCUGGCCGACGAGUCGCUGUGGAAGAACCUGAACUACCAGGUCCUGCUGAAGACCCGGCACGCCGACGCCAAGGUUCGGUUCUCGGCCCUGCUGGUGCUGACGGAGCUGGCGUCCAAGCUGAAGGAGAACUACGUGGUUCUGCUGCCGGAGACCAUCCCCUUCCUGGCAGAGCUGAUGGAGGAUGAGUGUGAGGAGGUGGAGCAGCAGGUCCAGCGGGUCGUCCAGGACAUGGAGAACAUCCUGGGGGAACCGCUGCAGAGCUACUUCUAACGCCGCUGGAAAUGUAUUUUUAUGUUUUUAUCUACAAUAAAUCCUGUUUU
Cololabis saira (Pacific saury) is the source of this 6559-nucleotide messenger RNA. RefSeq names its product HEAT repeat containing 1 (gene heatr1). Gene Ontology annotation, biological process: maturation of SSU-rRNA from tricistronic rRNA transcript (SSU-rRNA, 5.8S rRNA, LSU-rRNA); positive regulation of transcription by RNA polymerase I. Gene Ontology annotation, cellular component: 90S preribosome; small-subunit processome; t-UTP complex. NCBI's taxonomy places the organism in Eukaryota, Metazoa, Chordata, Actinopteri, Beloniformes, Belonidae. Gene Ontology annotation, molecular function: snoRNA binding. The record is from RefSeq and is a predicted model, not a curated record.